AUGGCAGUCUCAGGAAUGAAAGCAUCAGAACAAUUUUCGUCAUUAACAACGUCAAUGGCAUCAGAUGAAGAUCUUCAAAUAUACUGCCAGCCUUGUGACGAGGAGGGAACUAGACUCCAUGCCUACGGUUACUGUACUGACUGCAAGGAGCACCUUUGUAAGACAUGCUUAUCAGCCCACAGAAUAAAUAAGCUUUCUAAACAUCAUGCACUUCUCGAUGCAACAAGUAUGCCUAAAGUUUUGCAGCAACCCUCAACAUUCAUUCAAACAGGCCUGUCGGAUGACUUGUCCUUGCUAUGUGGUAGCCAUCCAAAAGAAAUGAUCAAGUACUACUGCAAUGAUCAUACAGAAUUUCUUUGCAGUGUUUGUGUUACCCUUAAACAUCAACCUACUUCCUGCAAUGUCAACUAUAUACCUGACAUUUCUGGUGAUAAAAUAGACAGCAAAGAAUAUCACGUAAUCUUGAAUACCGUAAAUACCACUUAUGAUCAAUUUCAACAGCUAUUUAAAGAUGUCAAGAACAUGGUAUACAAAUCAAACAGCUCUCUUAAAAAUGCAUUAGUUAACAUUAAACAAUUCAGGCAAGAAAUAAACCAAAAACUAGAUGAACUUGAAAGACAGGCUGAAGAUGCAGCUAAAGUCAUAGAACAAGAUAACAACAAACAUAUAAAAGCAAUACAAACAACAUGUGAAGAAGUUACCAAAUCUCUGAAGACAUCAUCAGACACAAUCAAACAACUCAACACAACAAAACAAGCUGACAAACUCUUCAUUGAUUUAAAACUUGCAAUUAAUUUAAUCAAUGAUACAGAGAGGUCACUGGGUACAUUGACACAGAAAUCGUUUGAUACAGAAUGUCAAAUAAAGUGUAGACAAUCUUCACAUAAGGGAGAAAUCCGUGUAAAGACAUCACAAGAUGAAUUAAGAUGCUGUAUAACAGGAAUGACUCUGCUGACUCCUGACCUUCUUAUCAUCACUGACUACAAUAACAAUGCUGUAAAGAUGGUGGAUAUCAGCAGUCAAUAUGUGUCUGAUCAACUACAGCUAGAUGCUGGACCAUGGGAUAUCACAAGAUUAGCCAGUACUGAACUUGCUGUCACACUUCCUUUCACACAGACAAUACAGUUUAUAUCAAUCUCAUCAAACAAACUCAUAACAAAGCACACUAUGAAGGUUGAUGGGAAGUGUUAUGGUAUAAGCUGUUAUCAAAACAACUUUGUUGUGUCAUUUCUUAAUCCUACACAAUUUCAGAUCUUUGAUAUGAAUGGCACAAUACGAACAACAAUUGAUGAAAGAGAUUUUUUCAGUUCUCCAGAUUAUGUUAUAUGUAACAGAAGUUCUAUCUACAUAUCUGACUGUGACAUGAAGACAGUGACAAGUUUAAACUGGCAGGGCGAUGUGAUUGGUAGUUAUAGUGGUAUAAGUUGGCCUUCGGGAAUGUCCCUGUCUGAUGAUGGUACUGUUUUUGUGUGUGAAAAGAAGAGAAAUGUUAUAGAAGAAAUAUCAGGAGACUGUUCUACAGGACAGGUGGUGCUGCAAGAUCUGGAGAAAGCAAGGGCUGUAUGCUGGUGUGGAAAAACAAAGAAGCUCUAUUACAGCUGUGAUUUCGAAUAUGAAAAUUUUCUUCAGAUCUAUAAACUGGCAAUGUCUUAA
Molecule: messenger RNA, 1653 nt
Organism: Ruditapes philippinarum (Manila clam)
Lineage: Eukaryota; Metazoa; Mollusca; Bivalvia; Venerida; Veneridae
Exons: 2
Coding region: 1-1653 (550 amino acids)
Molecular function (GO): zinc ion binding
Source: RefSeq, a predicted model, not a curated record